This is a messenger RNA of Camellia sinensis, 1398 nucleotides long. The record is from RefSeq and is a predicted model, not a curated record. NCBI's taxonomy places the organism in Eukaryota, Viridiplantae, Streptophyta, Magnoliopsida, Ericales, Theaceae.
AUGUGGAAGGGUCCCACCCAACUUGUAUGGCUCGGCAACCUGACGUCUGUAGAUGUGUUCUGGUGUCAUAAACUACAAACUACGUUCUCACUUUCCAUAGCUAGAGAUCUAAGGAAACUGCAGGACGUUCGGAUAACUCACUGUGGCAUGAUGAAAGCAAUUGUUUCAAGUGAAGGAGGAGAUGAUAAAAUUGAGUUUCCUAAACUAAAGCAAUUGUAUCUUAAUUACCUGCCAAGUUUUACUGCUAUCUACGAAGCUAUGAAUGCAAUUGAGCUACCACAACUGAGUUACUUGCAACUGUCGAAUAUGCCAAAGCUCAACUGUCUCUGUCCUGCUUCAGAUUCAGAGAGUAAUUGUGAUCCCAUCAUUCAACCCCUCUUCAACAACAAGGUUAAAUUGGCUACCAUUGAAAACUUGCUCAUCUAUGAAAUGGAGAAUCUGAGGGAGAUUUGGCCUGGGGAACUUCAAGCUAAACUAAGAGAGAUGACAGUUCGUAAGUGUCAUUGGCUCUCAAAUAUUCUUUUCCCAUCCAAUUCAAUUAAGGGCAUGCAAAAUCUUGAGCUACUGAUAGUAGAGGAUUGUCGAUCUAUAGAAGUAGCGUUUGACCUUGAAGGCCUUGUUUGGGAAGGCAUAUCAGAUAUGGCAUUCCCUUUAUUAAAACGGGUGGAACUACGCUAUCUACCAAAGUUGACACAUGUUUGGAAGGACAAUUCACAAGGAAUUCAAGGCUUUCAAAACCUAAGAUCCUUAAUAGUAAUUCAGUGCGACAGUUUGAGAAAUCUAUUCUCAUACUCUUUAGCCAAGCUUCUUGUGAAACUACAAGAAAUAGAGGUAACUGAAUGUGGCAUGAUGGAAUCUAUCAUUGCAAAUGAACCAAAUGCAGAUAUUGUAGUGAUACCAAAUAUAAUCAUAUUCCCUCAAUUGAGUAGUCUCAAACUCAGUGAUUUGCCAAACCUUAGGAGUUUCUGCUCUAGGACUUGUACGUUUGAGGGAUCGUUGUUGAAAAAAAUAAAAGUAAUCAACUGUCCCAAAAUGGAGAUACUCCCAUCAGCAUUUCAGCGCAAGCUAGAGCAACAAAAGGCACACUUUUCAACCUCAUCUCAACACCUCCUCUUCUAUGGAAAGAUGGAAGACUCUUCUAUCGAGAUCACAGAAGAAAACCAUUAUGCUUCGCAUGAGGCUACGGUGUUGAUUAGGGAAACUGGAGGAAGCAAUAGAGCAGCUUACACAGGCUAUUUUGCUCAACCCAACCUCAACAAUUAUGUAUUCAGGAAGCUGGGUGCUUCUGUUGUUUUGGAAUGUGUGCUUGCACCUGUUGCUGCUGUUGCAACAUCUGCUCUUCGAAUUCCUACCAUUGGUAUUGGGGCAGGGCCUUUCUGUAGUGGCCAAGUUAAUUGA